Messenger RNA from Magnolia sinica, 599 nucleotides. Its product is annotated as EG45-like domain containing protein. Gene Ontology annotation, biological process: systemic acquired resistance. Bases 22 to 420 code for a protein of 132 amino acids. The record is from RefSeq and is a predicted model, not a curated record. The transcript is spliced from 3 exons. Gene Ontology annotation, cellular component: cell wall; apoplast. NCBI's taxonomy places the organism in Eukaryota, Viridiplantae, Streptophyta, Magnoliopsida, Magnoliales, Magnoliaceae.
CAACAGCAAGAGAGAGAGGAAAUGGAGAAGCGGCUGGUGGUGGUGAUGGUGAUGGUGAUGGUAACAGUGUUAGGUUUCAUUUCGGUUGUGACUGCCGUGCCAGGAACUGCCACUUACUAUGACCCUCCCUAUGUUCCCUCAUCAUGCUAUGGAAACCAAGACAACGGUGUGAUGAUCGCUGGGGCGAGUGAUACUAUCUGGGGUAAUCGGGCCGCUUGCGGGAGGCACUAUUCAGUGAAAUGCACUGGUCAGGUAAACACAUUGCCUAAACCUUGCAAAGAAACCAGCGUCGUCGUGAGAAUCGUCGAUUACUGCCCAUCACCAGGCUGCAAUGGGACCAUCAAUCUAUCUCGAGACGCCUUCAAUGCCAUCGCCAACCUCCAAGCCGGCAAGAUCAAGAUCGACUAUCAACAGGUUUGAAAUGCAAGAGAUGGAGAGAGGAGUACAGAAGCAGUAAUAAGGGUGCAAUCUAAUCUAUUUUCUACUUGGCUGUGGUUCAUGCUUCAUAUACGUUCAUGAAGAUCAUGUACUUUUGCUUCUUAUGAUUGUAAAUGAAUGGAUAUGAGUAUGAUACAUUAAAUAAAGGCACCAUUCUCUCC